Messenger RNA from Dufourea novaeangliae, 1393 nucleotides. Its product is annotated as methyltransferase-like protein 25. NCBI's taxonomy places the organism in Eukaryota, Metazoa, Arthropoda, Insecta, Hymenoptera, Halictidae. Bases 1 to 1392 code for a protein of 463 amino acids. The record is from RefSeq and is a predicted model, not a curated record. The transcript has 5 exons.
AUGGCGCAUGUAGGUGAAUGUACAGAACACAAAUAUUUCUUGGAUGUGUUGAAUUUAUUUUUUGAAACUCAAUGGCUAUAUAAUACACCGGUUACGGAUUUAUUAACAAAAGGAUUACUUGAUUUAUUUCCGAAGGAGUGGUUAAACGUGUUACAGACGUUAGAAAAUCAAGAACUCAAUGACUUUGUUGUGACAAAAAAGACGAAUUCACAAUGGCCAAAGAGCUUGAAGGCAUUUCUUGAAAAAUGCAGACAUACUGAUCGAUUACCAAACUUAAAUACCAUAUUACUAACAAAACUACCAAAAAAAUUUCAAAUAGGACUUAAUGACAAAAAGCAACACGAAAUAUCACAAUUAGCAAACUUGGUGCACAUGCAAUGUGCACCACGUAACAUUAAAAUUAUUGUCGAUUUUGGCGCUGGUUUGGGAUAUGUUUGUCAAUUACUAUAUCAUUUGUAUGGCUAUCGAGUUCUUGGAUUAGAAAAAAAUCAUGCGAAUGUAAAUAAUGCCAGAACCAGACAAUCAAAAUUGUAUCCUGAUUCAUUAACACAUGUAAAAUACAAUUGUUGCGAUUUAACAUAUAAUUCUGUUGAGACGAUAGAAACAAUUUUACGCGACGAAUUUCAAGAAAAUUCAGAUGUUUGUUUAAUUGGUUUACAUGCUUGUGGAGAUCUUAGUAUACAUGCAUCAAAAAUAUUUCGUGAUAUGCAAGCAGCUCGGAUUUUUGUUAUGAUUUCUUGCUGCUAUCAUAAACUUUCAAUAUCAAAAAGCAUAAAAAUAAAUGCAUCGACUGAAAAGCAAUAUUUUAAUAAUUUUCCCUUAUCUAACUGUUUCAACAGUGUAAUUGUGCACAAUAAUUUUGAUGUUGGUUCUUUUUUAAGACAGCCGUUUUUACGACUAGCAUGCCAAGAACCAGCAGAACGAUGGAAUAAUAUGUCCAUUGAAAGUCACAAUAAACAUUCUUUCUAUGUCCUUGCAAGAGCACUUCUUCAAUUAUAUGCAACUCAAAAUGGUUUUUCUCUUACAAAACGUACUCAGAAAGGAACAAGAAAAUCGCAGUGUUUAAACUUUGAAACUUAUAUUAAAGACUCAUUAAAUAGAUACAUUUUGCAACCACAAGAAGAGAAAAAUAUCAAAGAACAAGGUAUACAAGUCAAUGUUGACGAGCAUGAGAAAAAUAUAAUAAAGCUAUGGAAAAUAUACUGUGAUAAACUAAAGGUAGUAGAACUUUAUACUGCCCUACAAUUAAUAUUACAAGCGUCGGCAGAAUCCCUUGUACUUCAAGAUAGAUUAUGUUGGAUGCAUGAAGAGGGUUUCGAAGCAACGAUUAUCCCAGUUACGAACAAACAAUUGUCUCCUCGAUCACAUGCAAUUGUAUGUUGCAAAAGAUAAU